Messenger RNA from Schistosoma bovis, 5285 nucleotides. Lineage: Eukaryota; Metazoa; Platyhelminthes; Trematoda; Strigeidida; Schistosomatidae. The record is from the annotation of a GenBank genome assembly.
AAAAGAUCGAGGUUGAAAAAGAGGACAUUUCAUAAUUGGACGUUACAGUCUCCGGCUGAAUUCUGUAAUGAGUGGUGUUCCUUGAUGUCAUCAGUGAAAGCGUCUGUUUCGCAAUGUAACGUCACUAGUAUUCCCACGAUUUGUCUGGAUAACAAUCUGGAGUUGGGCGAUGGCUGUGAUAGUGGUUUAGGUGGGAAAUCAGAGGAUGAGUUUUACGUUACAGAAGAACAAGCGUUUGGUAUUAACGAGCUAUAUUAUUUUUCACGGCUCUCAUGCAUCAACAGCCAUAAGAAGUUUUUGAUUGCAAUAGUGCUGCUUUCGCAAUGCGAUGAAGGCUACCGUUGUGCUGCACAACAGUGGUUAAAUAAUACUAUAAUAGAGUCGAAAGAAGAUCUUGAUCAAGUGUUCAUCAACGUCAACGACUCGGACCACCUAAAGAAACUUCGCGCUACAUCGGCUUCGACGAAUGAACUACUAGACAUUUUGAAAAACCUUACAUCUUUAUCGGGUCUACAAUACAAUAAUGAAGCCUAUCGAUUUGUUGGCCAUGAUUCUGCGCCAGUCAAGCCGGAAAUGGAUAUAUUUAAUUCCAAUACCCAUACUAAGAAUAUGUUCGGCGAUUCACUUCCAGAUGCUGAUGUGAUUUCAAAUAAUUUUCAGUCCAUUAAAAGACAGUACCUAGAACUGGUCAGCAAUAAAUUUGUAUCUUCACUUGCUACUGAUUGUGAUUCAAUAAUUAAAGGAGUUGAUAGUAAUCAUGUUCCUUUGCGUGAAGCGGCAGUACAGACGUCGAUUGGUCAACUUUUUAUCGCAACAAUCCUUCACACAUCCUUUAACGAAGAUGACCGCAAAUGGUUACUGUCAUCUAUUCGAAACAAAUACAAGGGAUUAUCUAAAGAAACCAGUACAUUAGUAAAACAGGGUCCUACCGAUGAUGGGCUUUGUUCAAAAUUGUUUGACUGUCUGAUCGAUCUUGGUUUGGAUCUUUCCUGUGCUUUACAACGUAUAACAUCAGAUUCGUCAUCACAUUCAUUGACUUCUUCCGGGUUCUUAUCAGGUUGUGGUGGUUCAGAUAGUCAAUACGAUCUACUCAUGGAGGCUUCUAAUUCUGGAUCACACUCAGGCAAUCAUAACAAUGGUAUGAACAAUACAAAAGCAAAUUAUGGUGCACUAUUAACCGUUCCGAAUGCUGAAGUUAAAUCUGGUUUAUCAAACAAUUUUUAUAACAAUCAUCCCUACUGCCCUUAUCCACUAAGUACAUCAUCUCACUUUUCAUAUAGAAGAUUAUCUGACAUUCCUAGGGUAUCUAACUAUCAUUCGUUACACUCUUCACAAUACCAUACUCAAAUAUCGUCAAAUAAUAAUGACCAAGAAAAUAAAACAUCGGAAAUUGCCGAUCUAGGUACAAAUCAGAACUUUUUUACAACCAAGGAUUUUAAUGAUUUGACAACAGUUAGUUCAUCUAGCCUUCUUACGUCCAUUCGAAAUUCAAUCGCUGAUACAAAUUGCGGCAAGACUAAUGUAUCUUCAAAUGUUAUCCACCAACAAAGGGUAUCCACUUGCACACUAAGUGAUUCAAGCUCAAUCUCAUCCAGUAAUACAGACCUUGGUGUUUGUAUUCCUCACUCACCUACAUCAAUAUUUUUGACUUCUACAUCACCGGAACUUGUAAAAAGUCGUGAGAAUAUCGUUACAUAUACUAGCGAUUCUUCUCUUCAGUUUCCUACAGGAGCCAAUGGUCAAACUGUCUCUGAUAAUCAUGAAUCCCUGUCAAGUCAACGUUCCGAUUUCGUGAAUGAUCAUCAUCCAUCAUCACAAACCCAUCUUUGUCAACAAAUACAUGAUCAUUUUGCGCCGAAUUUCCCUGAAGUCCAAGAUAAACCAUCUCAUUCUAUAAUUCCAAGGAAUUCGAAUAAGUUAAUAAAUUCUACUGACAUGGAACGUAAUACAUAUUGUGUCACCGAUGAGAAUAAUUUCUUAAAUCCAUCCUCUGGAAUGACAGCUGUCCCAUUCUGGCUAAAAAGCUUACGACUGCAUAAAUAUGCCAGUCUAUUCCAAAAUUUGUCAUAUGAGAAGAUGAUGAAUAUCACUGAUGACUGGUUGAAGGAGCAAAAUGUAACACAAGGAGCAAGAAAUAAGAUUCUAUUAAGUAUUGAGAAAUUAAAGCACAGAAAAUCUACUUUAUGUUUAAUAGAAAAACGUCUUUCUGAUAUACGAUCGACAGAUCAACUAACACAAACCUUGUUACAUUCAUGUUUAACUGAAAUUAAACAUAUUCUAUUCACACCAAUUAAACCGUGUCACGAAACAAUCAAAUCACAUUCUUUGCAUUUAAAUCAAUUUAAUUGUUGCUCGUGCUCUUGUUCACCGACUGCAUCUUCAUCUUCUAUCUGUUCUUCAAUUCCUUCUCGUGUUUCAAUGAAUUCAGAUACAUCAACGACAAAAAGUGCUAUCACAAUAACUGAUUCUACUUGUCCAAUAACUGUUUCACCUCCAAUAGUCAGUAUUAAUACUGCUGUUUAUUAUACUAGAAAUGCACUUGUUGGAAAUAAUUAUAAUGACAAUAAUAAUGACUGUGAUAACUGCAGUAGUAUAAAUUCUAUGAAUAAUAAAACAAAUGAUCCUAAUAUCUCUAAUUAUUACUGCUUUUGUCAUACUAACGCUUUGUAUGCUGAAAAUAAAUGUUAUCUUAAUGUAAAACAAUCACAGUCUACUAUGAUGAGUGAUAUUAACCAAGUAUUUAAUGAUAAUGAUAAGUGUUGGUCUCCUUCUAUAACUAAUAUACUUCCAAAUGUUUCUUAUGAGAUUGAAGAUGAUGGUAAAAAUGGCAAAUUACACAGUUCAACACUAUCCUCAAAUUUCAACAAUGAAUUGAUUAGAUCGAAUCAAAAUGAAUGUGGUUACACUAGUGACGAAUGUGUUGAACAAAAAAGAAUUAACGAUGUUGACAACAUGGAUAAUGAUAAUAUACCUGGACAUAUUAUUGCAUGUCUUACAAAAGUAUGUUCCAGUCUAUUGGUCACAGCUUAUCCAAGUGUUAAUUUAUAUGAGGAGUUUCUACAAAUAUUGGAAAUUAUUCUAAAUCAUGUUGCUUUCACAGAACAACAAAAGAAACUUGUUUCAUUUUGGAAACAUCGUAUUAUUGUUGUAUAUGGUCAAUAUGUUACUCAUUCGUCUAAUUCAUCAAAGCCAAAAUCUGAUUUCCACUCUAAUAUUUAUCCUCGACAUAUCCCACUGGUAAAUCACCCAGACACUAGUCGCCUUCGUAAGUUACCAACUACUUUUGUUGGUCAAGAACAACGACUAGGUUCUCAUAUGGGCCAUAGAACUUUUCAUGCAAACACUCUCAUUCCUACUGUUUGUUUGCAUAAUACUCAGGACACUUCUUAUUUUACUCAAGAUGCCUCAGAUGCGGAUUAUGCUCGAAUAAAUAUGUCUUUAAAUAUCCCCUCAACCAUUGAAGCUUCACGAAGACAUAGUGCUUCUGUUGGUGAUUCCCGAAAUUGCCUAGCUGUUGGGAGGCUAAACAACAGGCGUAGAAUGCCUAGUCCGAAUUCAUCAUGUUUUUCAGGAAGGGGUGGUAUGUCGGUGAAUCUUCCAUCAAAUAACUCGUCUUUUUCUCAUCACCUUCAAGCAUCUUCAGAUAUGGAAUUAUCUGGUUUCCCAUCACAGUUACCAAAACCACGCUUUCAUAGUCCAUCAAGAUUUGAUCCUUCAACUAGCGUAACUCCACGCAGAAAUUUAAUGCCCGUAGCGACAGCUCCUGUUACUAGAAUGCCUUCGCCGUCAGAUGUUUGUCGUCAUGGUAUUUGUUAUAAUGAUUGGUUUUCUAAUAACAGAGGUGCAUUUCCAACGGCGCCUUCCCCAUCAAGUGUUUCACCAAUUUCUUUAUGUGAGGGAUCAUGCCCAGAAAAUGUAACUUCUGACACGCAGAUUAUACAGCAACUGCCUCGAACGCCAAACGUACCAACUUCAAUAUUACCAUACGAAAAUGCCUUUCACAAGACUUAUAGUUCAUGCUUAUGCACACCUACUAAUAAAGCAACCACACCUCAUACAUUGUUGCCUUUAAGUUCACCGAAUCAUUUAAAAAGCUUGCAUCAACAUAUUUUUCCUAAUUAUUGCGAAAAUUCUGGAAGUUUCUUAACUUCAAAUUAUCCAUCAAUCCCAUGUAUUCCUAAUCCUAUCGUAAUUGGAAAUGUUUAUCAUACAUUUGGUUCAUCAUUUGGAGAGAGUCCUUCACAAAGUGUUUGUCAUUCUAACUGUUCAACAACAAUAAGUUCAUCACAACAAACCGACUCAAAACUUCCUGGGAUUAGUUGUUGGUCGACUGAUCCCUAUUCACAUCAAAUUAAUCAAAGACAAACCGAAUAUCAUGAAAUGCCUCAAUGUAUGCAUAAUAUUUAUGAUCUAAAUAAUGAUAAUACUAAUGAUAAUAAUAGUAGUAAUAAUGAUUUGUUAGUGUUUGUGGAUAAUUAUAUCGCAACUGCAGAGAAUAACAUGAUCGGAGAUCCAUCAGAUUCGUCAAAUGAUCGAAUUAAUCGAGAUUUAGAUCUACUCACACGUAAAGUAACGGAACAUGCUAUUGGAGGUUUCGAUUCUGUGACAGAUUAAAUGAAGCUGUCCUACUGGAUAUUAGAUAAAUACCUACGUUUUCGUCUAGGUUCAGUUGAUGCCACUUACUAUAUAAUCAAUUAUUCAUUUUUUGAAUUAUAAUCUCUUUUAAUACGCUUUUCAUCCUUGUCAGUUUGUGUUCUAAAUCUGUUUUAAGUUGAAUUAUAGUAAUUGUUUUCUUUUUAUCUAUCUUUGCAAUGAUAUCAUUUUUUUCUGUUAUUCAUUGUUGUAACCUAGUACUACUUGUGCUCUUUUAUGAUAUUGAAGAGUCUAACUUAUCAUUAUUUUAUUUCUUCAAUUAUUAUUAUUAUUAUUAUGCCUAUUGUCACUGUUAUUCUUAUUACUUUACAAUAAGUCGUCCCAGGAUUUUGCGAAAUGCGCUUGUCAAUCUUUUUUAGUUUAUCAUUAUCGCUUGCAAAUGUCCAAUUUUAGUAAAUGAUUUUGUCGGCUGGUAUCGACAUUUAUUACUAAUUAUUUAUUUGUUUCUAACUUUAGAUAUUCUGCACUGUGUGUGUUCCUUACUUGGUUUGGAAAGUUACUUGUUUUAAUUUGUUAAGGCGGGUCCUUUAAAAUGUGAUUCUUGUCCCUUUCGUCUACCCAAUGUUUACGUGAAUAUAUAUGCAUUUGUAUGCCAAAAAAUACAGACAUACAGGUAUAUCUAGCUUCUCAAA